AUGGACUUGCGUUCAAUAUUUCGCUCACUGAAGGCUUCACCAGCGAUCUAUGAGCUGAUUUCCAAUAACUUCAAUUUCUGGAAGCGCCAACUGACGAAUCAUUUUCCGUGGUACAAUGACUUGAAAUGGUAUGACGAUGACCUGAGAGAGUACAUAGUUUAUGGACAUCCAGCUCUCAAGGGCUCCGACCUAAUGCGGGUCGCAUUUCAACUGCAGGAGAUUCCAAAACUCGACAACCUUGACAUGAUAAGCAUGGCCAAUGAGAGAAGAAUUCAUCAGGUCUGCAAGCAUAUCGCCGAUAAAAUCCAAGUUCGGAGGGAAUUCCGGCAACAGCGACAACAGAAGUACAUGAAGGACGAAGAUGAAGCAGAAGACAUUGAGUUCGAAGACGAUAUGUACGACUGGCCACUUUGCUCAAUUAAGGCCGAUUCUCAUUGUUUUCAGCUUUCAGUUGUUCAUGGCAUCACAAGCCGGCGAGACAGGGACCUCCGCAGCAUUUACUGGGCCAAAUCAAUCGAGGAAUUCCAGCACACGCGAAUUUUCGACGCCUAUUUCGACGAUACGUUGGGUCUAGUUGGACUGUCGUUUGCGCCCUUUGGGGAAAGAAGGUAUUUUGGACGACACGGUAUGAGCGAGCUUGCCGAAACUCCCCUCAAAACUGAAAUGGUAGAAAUGGGUGAGAAUUCCACCAUGUUGAGACGACAGACUCGUUUGGGGGAUGAAAAAUCUCAUCUCCGACUCAUUAGCGUCGAGAUUGGCCCAGACAAAGACGUCACCGGAAUUAGUCUGCACAUGACAGGAACAAACCCCAGCGCGUACGCAAACACUUUCAGCGAGCUUGAGAUGACCUCUUCUGCGGAAGCGCCGCCUGUAGUGAUCCCCCCAUCCACCUUCAUUUUGGUUCUCGUGUACAAUUGUCCCGGUUUGAAGCAUGAACUCAUGCGCAGCAUCAGGUUUGCUCCAGAGAUCACCAGUCCAUCACACUGGGCGAUGAUUGCAAGCGAGAUACGUCUGGACGGGCUUGUCAUAGACCACUUUUACUUCCCUCACGGCAAGACGAGUGGCCGAAUUGGCGAAGAAACCAUCCUGAGUCUCGGGUUGCUUACGGCCCCUUUCGUCAACAACGAAACUCUUGACGCAGAAGAAGCUGGGUCAAUAAACAUCAAUCCGCUCGCCGAGCUCCUUUGGAAAGAUUCGUCGGCUCUUCGCUGGGAUCGAUGGAUCUGGCGAUGCAAUAGUUUUCUGUGGCUGAACAACUUGAUCCCUGAGAUCACCCGCGAAGUGGAAAGCAAUAUUUUCAACAACGACAUUGUCCCGAAUGAGUUGAUCGCCUGGAUUGAUGCGGUCGGGAAUGUCACCCUCAAGCGAGUAUCGGGAUGGCUUGCACCUACAGGCAGCCCGCUGCCGGCGCCUGAGCAUUGCGAGUUGAGUUCUGGCGAGGUCGAAACCAUCGGUGCGACUGAGAUCAAUGGCGUCUGUUGGCCAGAAGAGGAACUCGUCCACUUUGACGUUGACGUUGAAAAUGGCGAAGAGAUCAAUGAGAUUGGUGUGGCAUCGGAUGCUGGGGACAUGCCGGCAGUCUACAUGCGAACAAACCGGGAUCGAGAGAUGCUCUUCGCCAGAGGAAGCGAUCUUCCGGAUCAGUGGAACUCUUUUGCUGGAAUGUCUUACAUCGGAGCCCUGUCAGGCUUCCUUGAGGAUGGCGGUUCGGAUGAAGAUGAAGCGGGGGAACGGGGUGCUGAGAGAGAUAGCAAUGAUAAAGACGAUGGAGAUGAUGGCCUGGUCGGAAAUCUCGAAGAAGCAAAUGAGGAGUAG
Colletotrichum siamense is the source of this 1815-nucleotide messenger RNA. RefSeq lists its product as uncharacterized. Bases 1 to 1815 code for a protein of 604 amino acids. The transcript is spliced from 6 exons. The record is from RefSeq and is a predicted model, not a curated record. Lineage: Eukaryota; Fungi; Ascomycota; Sordariomycetes; Glomerellales; Glomerellaceae.